AUGGGUCUGACAAUCGGAGCCAUGGGCGUACUUUGCCUAUUAGUGCUCCUGUUCAGUCAGUUGGUGCUUGGUCUGCACUAUGAUCAAGAAUUGGCUGACUACAAUCUUAAUGAGAACAAGACUGCAAAGCGUGUUCUUGAUUACUGGGGCAAAUGGCCAAAGCAUAAGUACAACCCGUCGCCUUCAAAUUGGCGAUUUCCCUUCUAUACACUCUUCCUCGAUCGAUUUGCUGACGGCGAUCCGGAAAACAAUGACAUCAAUGGAACGGUGUUCGAGACCGAUACAUUCUCAAACCAGUAUCGUUUUGGAGGCGACAUGGAUGGAUUGAAGGAGAAUUUAGAUUAUAUACAAGGCAUUGGAAUCAAGGGAGUCUAUAUUGCUGGUACCCCUUUUGUCAACUUUCCUUGGAAGUCGGAUAGCUAUUCGCCCUUAGACUUCAGUCUGCUGGACAAACACUAUGGUACUAUCCAACAGUGGAGAUCUGCGAUCGAUGAAAUUCACCGACGAGGGAUGUAUGUAAUGGCGGACAGCACCUACGGAACUAUGGCGGAUUUGCUCGGGUUUGAAGGAUUUCUCAACAGCACCGCGCCGUUGAACCCACUUGAAUACAGGACAGUUUGGAAAGAAAAUCAGCAAUAUUUCGAUUUCUCCCCGAGCAAUCAAUACAAGGAAGAUUGCAAGUAUCCCACAUUCUAUUCCGAGGUGGGAGUGCCCGUUGGAAAUGAAACUGAGUUCCUGAAUCUACUGAAGGGCUGUUAUGAUAGUGACUUUGACCAGUAUGGUGCCAUGGACUCUGUUAGCCUCGCGCCUGACUGGCAAAAGUCUCUUGCAAAAGCUGCCUUGGUGCAAGAUCGGCUUCGAGAAUGGGUUCCAUCGGUCAGACAAAAGAUCGAGCAUUUCACUUGCAUGCUUAUCACUUCCCUCGACAUUGAUGCGCUCCGCUUUGACAAAGCAGGCCAAAUCACAGUGGAUGCCUUUGCAAUCAGCUCUCUGGCUAUUCGGGAAUGUGCGUCUCGCCUGGGUAAGGACAACUUCUUCAUCGGGGGCGAGUUCACUGCGAGCAACUCCUACGCAUCGAUCUAUCUUGGUCGCGGACGCGAGCCAGAAAUGAGACCCAAUAAUCAAACUGAAGGCAUUUCUCUCACCAAUGCUUCAGAUGAUCGAUAUUUCCUUCGGCGGCCAGAGGGACACGCGGCUGAUGCGGCAGUGUUUCACUACGGCAUCUAUCGUGCUCUUACUAGGUUUCUUGGUAUGGAUGGCAAUUUCACCGCACCAGCAGAUACUCGUGUUGACUUCGUCGAUGCUUGGAACGAUAUCUUGAUAACUAAUGAUCUCGUCAACGUCAACACUGGGAAGUUCGAUCCUAGGCAUAUGAUGGGAACUGCUAACCAAGAUACAUUUCGUUGGCCAUCCAUUCGACAGGGAACGGCAAAGAUGUUGUUAGGGCAGUUCAUUACAUCCCUUCAUCUACCUGGCAUCCCCCUCCUACUCUGGGGUGAAGAGCAAGAUUUCUACAUUCUCGACAGUACGAGUCCGCUGGGUAUAUUCGGUCGGCAGCCGAUCACCUCGUCACCUUCCUGGCAGAUACAGGGAUGCUACGGACUCGGGUCAAGUCAGUACAAUGAUUUUCCAGUUGAGGCUGCAUUGACAGGGUGUCACGACGACAAGGUGGGAACGGACCACCGGGAUCCCACACAUCCAGUGCGCAACAUCAUCAAGUCAUUCUACUAUCUCCGUGAACAACUUCCAUCACUUAAGGAUGGCUACUAUCUCCAGAGUCUCUCCAAGCAUACCCGCAAUGUCACCCUUCCUGGAUCUGGUGGCACUGUAACAGAACUGGGAAUAUGGAGUGUUCUUCGUGAUCAGUACCCCGGCGUGAAUGACUUAGACCCGACCAGCAAGACUGCAAUUUGGCUCGUCUAUCAUAACGAAAAUACUUCGGUGUCGUACGAAUUUGACUGCAACUCACCUACCGACAGCUUCCUUGCCCCUUUUGAAGGAGGAAGCAAAGUGAGGAAUUUGCUAGCGCCUUACGAUGAGAUUACUCUGCAAUCCACUCAAAUCAGGCUAGAGAUUCAUGGAUCCCAAGAUUUCAACGGCUGCCUUGAUCGAGCUACUUUGGGUCCUUUCGAAUUCCGUGCCUACGUCCCAAAGGCGCAAUGGGUUCAUCCGCCCGUGGUGAUGACCGCAUUUGCACCAGGACACGAUGCUCGGAUUGAAUCGAACACUACGGCCGUUGACGAGCAAAGCGUUGACAUAGAACUACGGUUCUCAGAGAAACUCGACUGUGACAUGGUGACGGAAAGCAUUACUAUCUCAUCAACUACAGAGACUCAGACGAUUCCAAAAAUCAACACAGAGAGCAUCUCCUGCGAGACGGUGAAGCCAGGAGCUCUGAAGCACGUUGGUCAAGUUUCAAGCGCAUGGGCCUGGAAGGCAACUUUGGACAAUGUCACCCAUGGAAUACAUGUUCUUAACGUCAAAAAUGCCUCCACGGCAACAAAGGCCCGGUCUACAAAUUCUGUUGAUCGGUUGAUGUUCCGCAUCGGGCGCAAAGACAAUCCCAUGAUAUUUCCCAUGUCGGCAAACUACACAAACACUGGCCUCACCAAAUUCAUGGAGAAUGAUGGCUUCUUGGUACAUCACAAUGCUGCCGGUGCAGACAAGUGGCGGUAUUCAACAAACUGGGAAAGCUCGUGGAGUCCAUGGAAAUCCUAUGAUGGGGGUUCAAGCCGAAUCAAUACUCUACCAUGGUCCGGUACAAAGCAACAGCGAUGGGAUGGUGAUCAUGUCAUUCUUCAGUAUUGGAGCAAAGCAGCUGGAAGUGCUCAACAUAUUCAACGCAUGGAUUUACGAACAAAAGACACAGCUCCAAGGCGAUUCCCUCACCUAUUCGCUUUUGGAGAUUUCAAUCGCUUUGGCAAAGACAUCGGCCUCAAAAGCGCUUUCUCACAUGAUCGCAAGGAGGGCACAUGGAAAUUCCACUUGUCGGCUGAAUGGCCUUCGCGAUUCCAAGUCAAUGUCUGGGGUCUCAAUGCUGACAAGGAGCUUGAUCGCACUCUCGUGCUCGGAGACACCCUGAACAGCAGUCGACUAAAUCGGCUUCAGCCUGACUCUCUUUCUGUCGCCGAUAAUAUUGUCAACUUCACUGAGUUGCCGCCCGCACCAUACAUGGCUUACAGAAUGGAACUGGACGAUGGCAAUAUGCAAUUUGAGCUAGUGCCCUCCGGUUUGCGCCUGCACCAACAGAUCAUUUAUGUAUUGUUGUGGUUUCUUCCAGUACUCACUGCGGGACUCAGCGUUUUGAUUUACAUGGGUGCAUUUUACAACAUCAGUUUCAACCGCACAGGUGCCAGCCUGCCAUUUCACAUAUUACCUGCGUUCCUCCGCCCACGUCAAGGAUUUGAGCAAUUGAGCGGCGAAGAAACCAAAGGAGCAUUGAUGACAGAAAUAACUGUGGCAUCUACCACAGGAAUGUUCCCAUUGGCUGCUUCAGUCUCUUCCAAGAAGAAACGAACAGUCUUGCUGGCAACUUUGGAAUACGACAUCGAGGAUUGGGAGAUCAAGAUCAAGAUUGGUGGACUUGGCGUGAUGGCCCAGCUCAUGGGGAAGAAUCUUCCGCACCACGACAUCAUUUGGGUGGUUCCAUGCGUCGGGGGAGUCGACUAUCCAAUCGACACAUUAGCCGAGCCUAUGUCCGUCACCAUCGUCGACAGCGUCUACGAAGUCCAGGUUCAAUAUCACAAGCUGCGAAACAUUACGUAUGUCCUUCUAGAUGCCCCCAUUUUCCGUCAGCAAACGAAAUCAGAGCCAUAUCCCCCUCGAAUGGACGACCUUCAUAGCGCGAUCUAUUAUAGUGCUUGGAACAGCUGCAUCGCUGAGACGGUCAAGCGCUUCUCUCACUGCAUCGAUAUCUAUCACAUAAACGACUACCAUGGUGCAGUUGCACCGCUCUACCUCCUUCCAAAUACUAUUCCGUGUUGUUUGUCACUACACAACGCUGAGUUCCAGGGUUUAUGGCCACUCCGAGAUCAGAAAGAGCUGGAUGAAAUCAGCCAGGUUUUCAACCUCGAUAUUGCUAUGAUCCGCAAAUAUGUGCAAUUUGGCGAGGUCUUUAACCUACUUCAUGCGGGAGCUAGUUACCUUCGAGUGCACCAGCGUGGAUUUGGUGCAGUGGGAGUUUCAAACAAAUACGGCGAUCGCUCCUAUGCACGAUAUCCUAUCUUUUGGGGUCUCAAGGAGAUUGGCAAGCUUCCUAACCCAGAUCCUUCCGACACAGAGCCAUGGGAUCCUGAGACAGAGGCUAACCAGGUCAUUAAGGUUGACCAGGCGUAUGAAAAGUCUCGUGGUGAUGAUCGUUCCAAGGCGCAAAAAUGGGCUGGACUAAAAGUCGACCCGACCGCUGAAUUAUUUGUGUUCGUCGGGCGGUGGUCAGUUCAGAAAGGUGUUGAUCUGAUCGCCGAUGUCUUCCCAGCAAUCUUGGACAAGCAUUCAAAUGUACAGCUGAUUUGUAUCGGCCCUGUCAUUGACAUGUACGGCAAAUUCGCCGCGCUCAAGCUGGAAGAGAUGAUGAAUCUCUACCCCGGCCGAGUAUGCUCGAAGCCCGAGUUCACUGCCUUACCUCCCUUCAUCUUUACGGGAGCUGAAUUUGCUCUUAUACCAUCGCGAGACGAGCCAUUUGGUCUUGUGGCGGUGGAGUUUGGCCGAAAGGGAGCACUAGGUGUUGGAGCUUUGGUCGGUGGUCUUGGUCAAAUGCCCGGCUGGUGGUUCCCCGUUGAGUCCAUGACAGUGAAACAUCUCCAGAAACAAUUCAAAUUGGCAAUCGAAAGCGCUAUCGGAUCAAAGCUGAAAGACCGCGCGAUGAUGCGAGCGAGCUCAGCUAAACAGCGCUUCCCAGUGGCUCGGUGGGUCGAAGAUCUCGAUCAUCUGCAAGCGCAAUCGAUUCGUAUGCAUGAGCAGGAAAAUGACACUUCACGAAAGAAGCGAUCGAGUACUCACUACUCGCGCAGCUUCAGUCAAAUAUCAUUCUUUUCGACGCAAACUGCAAGUCCGAACCUUGAUGAGAUGAAUCCAAUGCCCAGGACUCCAGCACAGAUUUCUGGUGAAGGUCUCCAGCGAACGCUCUCAUUGGGCGUCCGGGCUGGCCCGGGUCAUCAAAUUAGACGAACUGUCUUACAUGAAGGUACUGCAUUGACUCCGAGACUGGAAGAAAUUGCGGAUCCCGAUGAACAGCCUAUCUCACCGGAAGCAGCCGAGGCAAUCAUAAGGCAAGGGCAGAAUAGCCCUUCGUCGUCUGUUACCGACACUGACGACAGGCGACGAGGCCGAUCUCUUUCAGUGACAACUUUGUCACAGCCUUCGGCGGUAGCAGGUCUGGGAAUUCAUGACGCUCAUUCGACCAGGGGCAGGCUGAGGUCCUCUUCGGUCCUGAGCGUGGACCAGAUCAAGGGAACUCGUCAAAGUUUCUCCUUGGAGACUGCAGACCCCACGUUCAAAGACGAAAAUGGCAAAUAUGCGCGGUAUUUUCAGGGCAUGUUGCAGCGCUUGACUGGCAAGAACUCGGAAACUGAACUUUGCAUUGAGGAUUUUAUCGUAAACAGUGAAAAAGAAUGGUCUGAUAGCGUGCGUGAAGUCAAGCUGGGUCGUAUAUCCAGUCACAGUCCUUCGCCCCAUCUGGGAUCUCGAAGAUCACCAUCUCUCAAUGAUCAAGACGAUGAUAUCGAUGACGAUGCAUCCAACUGGGAGGAAUUGUCAAUGCAAGAACUCUUGCGACCUGCAGCUUUCAAGCGACCGCCCUUGAUCCAACGCUGGUUGUUGACGCGCGUGUUUGACUGGCCAGUCUACUCCAUCAUUCUCGCCUUGGGUCAGAUUAUGGCCGCCAACUCAUCUCAGAUUACACUACUUACCUCGCCAUCAGGCUCAAGCCCCAUCACUCUCUAUCUUCUGGGAAGUGUUUAUAUUGUCACAACCUGUUGUUGGUGGCUCGCAUUCCGGCGCAUCCCAUCAUUUUAUCUACUUUCUCUACCUUUUGUGUUUUACAGUCUGGCAUUUUUGACUAUUGGUAUUGCAGCAUUUGUUCCCAAGGGCAAUGGCCAAGAUUGGACAUAUCACAUUGCCACUGCUUUCUACAUCAUUGGCUCUUCCAGUGGAUAUAUGUUCUUUUCGCUCAAUUUUGGAGAUGAUUGUGGUUCAAAGAUUGAAUCUUGGGUGUACCGCGCCUGCAUCAUUCAAGGCACUCAGAAUCUCUACAUCGCUGCACUCUUCUUCUGGGGCGCUGAUAUCGCCUCAGGAAAUGGCAGAGGGGUUCUUGAGAAUGCGGGCGCUGUCGCAGCAAUCACGAUGCCGAUAGCUGCUCUUUUAUUCGGCAUUUCAGUGGUCCUAUUCGCCGGGCUACCCAGCUACUACCGUCAGACCCCUGGCAAGAUCCCAGCUUUCUACAAGAGCAUCCUCCGACGCAAGGUCAUCAUCUGGUUCUCAGUAUCAGUGGUACUACAGAACUACUUUCUCAGCAUGCCCUACCAACGAAAUUGGAAUUAUCUCUGGGCAUCUAAGUACGUGCCACGUUGGGCGAUAUUCUUGCUUGCCGUGGCAUUCUUCCUCGGAGUCUGGUAUGUGCUCCUGGCGAUAUUGGCUUGGCGAUCCAAAAGUCAUUCUUGGAUCAUGGCCAUCUUCGCUAUCGGACUCGGCGCCCCACGGUGGGCACAGAUGCUCUGGAGCACAUCUGGUAUCGGCUGGUGGGUGCCGUGGAUGCUGGGCGGUCCAACUGGAUACGCGAUCGGUGCCCGAGCAGUCUGGCUAUGGCUAGGAGUCUUGGAUUCCAUUCAAGGAGUAGGAUUCGGUAUGAUUCUAUUGCAGACACUCACGCGAAUCCAUAUUGCGGCAUCGUUGUGCGCUGCGCAGUUGAUCGGUACAGUGACAACUUUGGUUGCUCGGUCUACUGCUCCGGAUCGUGAUGGACCUGGAGAUGUGUUCCCCGACUUUUCGGCGGGCAUUAUUGAGGGUAUCUCGAAGCCCUGGUUUUGGAUUGCCUUGAUUUGUCAGUUGGCGAUCCCUGUUGGUUUCUUUAUGUUCUUCCGCAAUGAGCAGUUGAACAAACCUUGA
Messenger RNA from Penicillium antarcticum, 7101 nucleotides. RefSeq lists its product as uncharacterized. Gene Ontology annotation, molecular function: alpha-1,3-glucan synthase activity. Gene Ontology annotation, biological process: fungal-type cell wall (1->3)-alpha-glucan biosynthetic process. Bases 1 to 7101 code for a protein of 2366 amino acids. The transcript is spliced from 6 exons. Lineage: Eukaryota; Fungi; Ascomycota; Eurotiomycetes; Eurotiales; Aspergillaceae. The record is from RefSeq and is a predicted model, not a curated record. Gene Ontology annotation, cellular component: fungal-type cell wall.